CGAUAUGAAAAGAUGAAGGCGCGAAAUUUUGAUUUUGAUUCAGUGGAUCGGACUCUAGCUAUAUUGCGUGCAACCGAAACGAAAAUUUUCGGUGGCCCGCACAUUCAUGAAGUAUACAUUGAUGAAUGUCAGGAUAACCAGAUCAUAGAUUACAAGCUUAUCUUGGAUCUUUUUGGCGCUGCAAAAAUUUUUAUGGCAGGUGAUGUAGCACAAUGCAUUGCCCGGGGGUCUACAUUUCGAUUCAAAGACUUAUACCAAUUGCUUUACAUGCGUGGCAAUUCUUUAAAACCUAAAGAGUUCGAACUAAAUAUUAACUAUCGCUCCCACAAAGGGAUUCUUAAACUAGCUUCAUCAGUAAUUCACCUCCUCCGGAUUUUUUUUCCUGAUUCUAUCGACCAGCUGUCUCCUGAAAUCAGUGAAGUUGGUGGUCCUCAGCCUCUCAUCAUCGAGGGUUGUGAAGCCAAAGACCUGUUUGUCCAUAGAAAUGAUAACAUAAAAUCAGAUGAAUUUAUUGAAUUUGGAGCUGGUCAGGUCAUUAUUGUACGUGAUGAAAAGGCUAGAAAGCGCGUGGAGGUUAUAAACAAUAGAAUUGGAAUGAUUUUGACUGUGUUUGAGGCCAAAGGCAUGGAGUUUAAUGACGUCCUAUUAUUUAAUUUCUUUACCGAUUCACCCGCACUUUUAAAA
Messenger RNA from Funneliformis mosseae, 684 nucleotides. The record is from the annotation of a GenBank genome assembly. NCBI's taxonomy places the organism in Eukaryota, Fungi, Glomeromycota, Glomeromycetes, Glomerales, Glomeraceae.